AUUCGAGAUUAACGGGAUCGAUUUUUGUGUCGUAGAUUGGAAUCAACCCAGGACUGUUCGCCGCUUACAAGGGUCAUCACUACGCCGGACCGGGGAACCACUUCUGGAAGUGUUUACACUUGAGUGGAUUGACACCCGAACCAUUGACGGCAGAUGAUGACUACAAGCUCUUACGCUUCGGUAUCGGUUUCACGAAUAUGGUGGCUCGCGCUACCAAAGGCAGUGCCGAUCUAACGAGGAAAGAAAUCAAAGAAGGCAGUCACAUCCUGUUGGAAAAAUUACGAAAAUACAAGCCGAAAAUAGCCGUAUUUAACGGUAAACUUAUAUACGAGGUAUUCUCUGGAAAGAAGGAUUUCGGAUUCGGUAGACAACCCAACUUGGUCGAAGGUACAAACACGUACAUGUGGGUGAUGCCAUCGAGUAGCGCGAGAUGCGCGCAACUUCCGCGAGCGGCGGACAAGGUGCCAUACUACGCGGCGCUGAAAAAAUUUCGCGAUUACUUGAACGGCACGAUCUCUCAUCUGGACGAGUCGGAUAUAGUGUUCGCCGACGCGAAGUUGAAGAAGAAGGAGCAAGAGGCGAUCGAGGAUAAGAAGCCCGCGUAUUGCGAGGAGUUGACCAACGAUGGGGAGAGCAGGAUCGGUGAGAUGAACGGUAUCAAGCACGAUUCUCAGAUACCCGGGAAGAAGAAGAGGGGCAGGCCGAAGAAGAUCAAGAAUCCGGAAGAUCAACCGCCCCCCGACCCCGAAAAAUUAGACGCGAACGGGGAGGUGAUAAAGAAGCGGCGCGGACGGCCGAAAAAGAUUCACCAACAGCAGAAGCAACAGGAGCGGGAAAUGAGGGAGAGGGAGCACCAGCAGCAACAGCAUCAACAGCAGCACCCGGGUAUGGGCCAUCUCGGGGACGGUUACGGGGUGGUGCCCAACUGUUUCUCACCGCCGAAGACGUUCGCGCACAUGGCCCCGUAUCCCCAGCCGAUCAACGAUUCCGGAUAUUACGGUCAAACGUUGAACGACAGCCCGUACAGUAUAAACGCGAAACAAAGCCCGGUACACUUGCAACACUACAGCCAAAGUCCAAAGUCGAUGUCGCUCUCGUUCACCCAUUCCGAUCUGUCCUCGGAGAUAAACACGGCCAUCUCCUCGGAGAACAACUUGGAACCGUCGCCGUUGACCUCGCCGAGCGUGGAACACCCAGACUUCGAGCCACCGACGAGUAUAUCCCAGCAAAAUAUGAGCAACGAUCAUCGCCAGUACAAUCCGGCCGGGAACCCGGAGAGCACGGGGCAUCACGGCAGCCCGGGGACACCGUCCCACCCGAGUUACACGAGUUACAUGGGCUAUCACGAGCAAACGUCCGAGCCCCACAAUCCUCAUCCCCACCAAACGACGCCAACACCGUUGAGCCAAACCACCGACGAACAUUCGCAUCACUCCCACCCGACACCACCGCACACGCAUCCUCACACGCCGACUCACGCCUCCAUGUCUCCCCACCACCAUCCGCACGAGCAGUACGCGGCCAUGAAGAGGAGCGGGGGGGGAGGGCAGGACGUUGCCUCGAAAAGUUUAAGCGAUCUCGAAUCUCUAGUCGAUCAGAUACCGAGCAUAGCCGAUGGUGGUAGCCAACGUCUCCAGCACACCCAUCCCGGGAUGGGAUCCGACGAUGGGUCCCUCGCGGAGAAAAUGGAAGCCCAUCACCAGUCCUAUCUGUCCGGAUUUUCGGGCAUGCCGAACGCGGGCAUGUCCAACUACAGCCCUCCUUUGGCGCCCGCCGGUGCUAUUUAUCCAACUUCGUUGCAUCACUCGCCCAACGACGGUUACGGUUCCCUUUACGGCAUGAACGGGCGUCAACAUCAAGAUUCGCAACAGCAGCAGCAGCAACAACAGCAGCAACAGCAGCAGCAACAGCAUCAACAGCAGCAGCAGCAGCAACAGCAGCAGCAACAACAGCAUAGCAAAUCUUACACGGUGGAGAAUCUAGCGUCUAGCAAUUACACGCCGAGCAUGAGCCACGGGCAUCCCGGUAAUUCGUAUCCGAAUAUUAUUCCUGGACCUCAUUAUCCCGUGCCAAUGGGAUCGACGAACGGGUAUCUUUUCGGUGGCCUUGAGUCAAGCUUGAUGCAACGAACCUACGGGAUGAGCGGUAUGAGCGGUAUGGGGGGAAUGCAUCCAUCCCUCGGUCAUAUGGCCAAUCCUUAUUCCUACAAUGGUUCGUACUCUAGUUCCUUCGACGCCUAUCCGGCCCCACCGGCUGGGAUUCACGCGCCCAGCGCCAAUUAUCCCGGCGGUUACACGAGCGUUGGCACCACAACGCCAGGUACUUCGCCAGGCACGACGCCACCGUCUUACCUCCCUUCCCAUCACAGACCGUCGGUCGACCUCGCUUACGAUGGUGUAUGAUAAUCGAUGUAAAACUAUUCCACGUACAAACGCGCCGCUCACACACACACAGAUACACACAAACACAUACACAACAAAGAACACAGAGGCACGUACGCAUAGUGGCCACACGAAAUACUGGACAUACGAAUAGACACACACACACACACACACAUAUACACAACACAUAGACACGCGCUUACGCUCACGCUCUCACUUCAUUCGUAUCUGCGCGUACCUGCUCGCGCGCGCGUGUCAAUCCAUAAAAUCAGGCACACAAAGGUAUGCACAGGCAACAGACGGAGAGACGGACGGACGGACAAACAGACGGGCAACAAGCAAACGAUUCGAGCGCUACGUUUAUCUUUUCUACGUAUUUUUACACAGUUUAGGAUCCGCCGGAACAAUCGCCUCCUUCUGGCGUGACUUGGUACUGCGAUUUGCGCGCGCAUUUUCUCUUCCCAAUCCUUCCUUCUUUCACCCGUUAAUCUCUCUUUCUCUCCAACUCCUUCUUUCACUUCUCGAUCCGCCCUUUCGAUUUUCCCUCCGUUCUCUUUAUAUCCACGGCUCGAUUAACUGUUACCUAGAUGAGUACCUAUAUGCCGCGAGUAGCAACGAGCGCACGGUUCGAAAUUGCGUUGAAAAGUGGUGUGAAAGGGGAAGAAGAAGGG
Apis florea (little honeybee) is the source of this 3052-nucleotide messenger RNA. It is a transcript of the gene Tdg, whose product is annotated as Thymine DNA glycosylase. The record is from RefSeq and is a predicted model, not a curated record. Gene Ontology annotation, biological process: base-excision repair, AP site formation. Gene Ontology annotation, molecular function: pyrimidine-specific mismatch base pair DNA N-glycosylase activity; uracil DNA N-glycosylase activity; DNA binding. Lineage: Eukaryota; Metazoa; Arthropoda; Insecta; Hymenoptera; Apidae. Gene Ontology annotation, cellular component: nucleus.